AUGAACUGCAGAAGAUUACCUAUUCUAAUCCUCGUUUUGUGUUUACUCAUAGCAGAUGCUCAAGCUUAUUACCGGGGACGUCGUUGGGGCCGCAGAGGAGGAGGGCGUUUCGGACGAAUAGGUCGUAUCGGACGUUUUGGAAGAUUCGGUGGACAUGGUGGACAUGGUGGAUAUGGCCAUUCCUACGGUUAUCCUAGCUACGGUUAUGGUUAUCCUAGCUACAGUUACGGUUAUCCUAGCUAUGGUUAUUCAGGCUAUGGGAAUGGAUACAACUUAUUUGGAAAUGUUCUGGGAAUUUUUGGCUAG
Auanema sp. JU1783 is the source of this 306-nucleotide messenger RNA. The record is from the annotation of a GenBank genome assembly. NCBI's taxonomy places the organism in Eukaryota, Metazoa, Nematoda, Chromadorea, Rhabditida, Rhabditidae.